Molecule: messenger RNA, 2205 nt
Organism: Grosmannia clavigera kw1407
Lineage: Eukaryota; Fungi; Ascomycota; Sordariomycetes; Ophiostomatales; Ophiostomataceae
Exons: 2
Coding region: 1-2205 (734 amino acids)
Source: RefSeq, a predicted model, not a curated record
AUGGGCGGCAUGCAUAUCCACCGAGAGAUUUUGUUUGACGACGGUAGCGUCUGGCUUGCCCGGAUCCUGCGCGAGAACCACACGUCGUUUGACGACCGGCUAAGCAACCAGAUUUUGCUAAGCGAGUGUGCCACGCUGCAAUGGCUGCAAAGCGUAGACGGCGUGCCUUCGCCUAGAGUGCACGGCUUCGGUCUGCGUGGUGAUCGUCAGAACAAUGAAGUGGGCGACGUGGCCUACAUGCUGAUCGAGAAGUUGCCCGGACGGCCAUUUGAUACGCAUAUAGCGACGAAAGGGCAGCGAAACAAGGUUCUUAGCCAAUGGUCAGCUGUGCAACGCAUAUGGUCAUUUCUGGCCGACAAGAUGACCAGGACCGAAGACGGUUCUUCCUGGCUGUCUGAUCGCGGCUAUAAUGGCUUGCACACUGGUCCCUUUUUCCUCAAGCAUUGCGACGAUAAGGGCGACCACCUGCUGGUGGAUGACGACUACCGCAUCACUGGGGUCAUCGACUGGACCUUUGCACGGGCAGUGCCCGCCUACGAAGCUUUUGGGCCCUCGCUCAUAUCGGCCGACAUGGACAGCCUCUACUCGGGGCGCUUGGGUCUCAGCGGUGCGGACAGGCUGCUAGGCAAGGAGAUGGCUAAUAGCAAUAUCAAGUUCUCUUGCUUCUUCAAAAGCGACAAGAUGCGGCGUUUCAUCUUUGGUUUGGGCAUGGGUCUUGGCAUUUCCAGAGAGGAAGUACAUAACCUGGCCAAGUGUCUGUUGAAGACUUUUGGACACGACGAAAUGCCAGACUGGAGCACGCUUCCUGCUCCCACUGCACGCUUUGCAACCUGUUCCGUCGGCGACUGCAACCGGCCUGGUGUUCGAGGACGCAGCUGUCCAACCUGCUGUCAACAUCUCUGUGCCGUUCACAUCCUCCCGCUACGACACACAUGCCCGUCGAGCAGAGACAUGGACGACGCCACCUGGGAAGCCAACCUCCAGGCCGAAAUCGACUCUCUCCUAGCGCAGGUGAAUGUCGCUGCACUCGAGCAACGGGCCAGUCAUCUCCGCGGUGGCAUGACCUGCACCUUCAUUCCAGGUAGUCGCCACUCUGGCGCUGGCGACGAAAACGCUCUCCUCAUGGGCUGUGCCAACUAUCAUGCACGCCUCCGCUUUGCCGACGGCGUCGAGUGGCUUGCUCGUAUACCGCGGACAACAGGCUUUGGUGACGUGCCCCUUCCAUUGGUCGACUACUUGAUCAGGAGCGAGUUCGCAACGCUGCACUUUCUUGAGACGAUCGGUCACGUGCCUGCUCCCCGAGCCUAUGACUACGGGCUCUUCGGCGACCCUGCCAAUACCAUUGGUGUCGGUUACAUUCUAGAAGAUGCCAUUCCGGGACAGCCUUUUUAUGCGAGCGAAGCGACGGCAGAGCAGAAGGCACAUGUCUAUGCUCAAUAUGCUGAGAUCUUGGCUCUUCUCAGCAAACAUCCACAGCCACAGGCAUGCUCUCUCGUUCCCAACGACGAUGGUAAACGGGGCGUGGAAUGUGGUCCAAUUGCGAGUGAUCGGUUUCUGACUCUCGGGGAAUACGGACCAUUCGAUAACUCGCUAGCCUACUUCUCGUCGACAGCUGACCUCCGUCUCGACCUGAUUGCCGACGGGCAGUUAUUUCCAAAAUACCCCAAGGAGGCAUUUGUAUUCUACCGUCUGUUACGUGAUCGGAUAGGACCAGUUCUUGCUUCUGAAACGUCUCCUUUGCCGCUGGGGUCCUUCUUUCUCAAACAUGUUGACGACAAGGGUGACCAUGUGCUAGUCGACGACAACUAUAAUAUUACCGCCGUGAUCGACUGGCAAUUUGCUCGCUUCGUCCCAGCCUGUGAGGCCUUUGGGCCAAGCCUGUUCACGGCAGAUCUGGGUUGUCUAUAUGGCGGCGAGGCUGGCCUGAGCGCAGACGAUGGUCUUUUUGCGGCCAGCUUUGCCAAGGCGGGACACCCCAAACUUGCCAAGAUUGCGGGAGAGAAUGAUUUGGCGAGGCGCUUCCACUUGGGGCUUGCGUCUGGAAUGUCGAGGCAAGACGUUUUGAGACUGACGGAAGCGGUGCUGUCACUACUUGGAGAGUCUGUCAACGAUGUUGAAGAAUGGAUAGAGCAGGAAUGGCAUGUCUUGGCAGAUACACGACGUGACAAGGCGGAAGCAUUGACAAGAGACCAGAAUACAGAGUAG